GUCACGAGGGCCAGGUGCAAGGAAAUGGACUCACUGUCUUCCAUCAAAUAUCUAGACGCCCUGUGCGUGUUCUUCUGGGCGGCAACCUCUGUCCUGUUUUCGGUGGCAACCUUUGGACUGUGCGUGCUCAUGGGGCACCCGCUGACGGCCGCCAAUGUCUUUCCCUCCAUCUUCCUAUUCAACAUCCUGCGCCACCCUCUCAACGCUCUGCCCUGCGCCAUAAAUGGUGUUGUGGAGGCCAUGUCGUCCCUCAGGAGGCUUCAGAGCUUCCUCGUGAUGCCUGACGUCCAGGGCGACUGGGCUUUUGGCAACACUGCGUGCACCACGAGCGACGCCGCCAACGGCAAAAUCCCAGACGCCGCGGAUGACUCACCUGGCGCUCCUCCGCCCAAGGAGGAACGCGUCGCAGCAGUCACGUUCGUUGGAGCUUCAUUUGCCCAUUUUGGGAAUUUGGACGACUCAGCUGCAAAAGCUGAGGACGGUCGGCCGGCGACGUCUCUGGCGAACAUCAACCUCGCCUUUCGGAAGGGGACCCUGACGGUAGUGUUGGGUGACGUGGGCUCCGGAAAGAGCUCCCUGCUAGCCGCCAUUCUGGGGGAGAGCUCCAUGCUGAGCGGCGGGCGAGAGGUGAACGGCACGCUGGCGUACGUCGCCCAGAAUCCUAACUAUUGGAUCAUCUCGGGGAGCAUCCGAGACAAUGUGUUGCUGGGCGCUGAGUUCGAGCAGCGUCGAUAUGACGAAGCGCUGUGGGCCUGCGCGUUGGACCAUGACGUCGAUGAGAUGGGGGGCGAUUCGGUCGACGUGGGCAUGCAUGGUGCCAAGCUGUCGGGCGGCCAGCGUGCGAGAUUGGCCCUUGCACGCGCCCUCUAUCAAGACAGAGACGUCUACGUGUUGGACGACGUCCUCUCUGCGGUGGACGCACACGUGUCGCAGUGGAUCGUCCAAAGGGCAAUAACGGGGCCGCUGAUGUCGUCGAAGACGCGCAUCGUCGUGACCAAAUCGGCUCAGUGCAUCGCCGCUGCGGACGCCGUCCUGAGACUGCACAAGGGCCGUCUGACCAGCGUCGCGCACUGCGCGUCACCCGCACCAGGAAAGGAAGGCGGCCAGGACGGUGAAGAUGGCGCAGACGUUGGGAAUGAGCAUGACGACUCUGAGGAGCGAACAAGACAGCGAUCAUCGGCAAGGCUUGAUUGCCAUCAUGCAUACGGUGGAGAAGACGGUUCGCUGCUGUCCGCAGCAGAGAAAGACGUCGGCGUCAGUGUGACAGACGACAAAGAGGGGGAUCCUGGCGAUGCGAUGACGGGAUCCGUGAGCUGGGCGGUCUACCUGGCGUACCUCGGGGCUGCCGGACUCGGGACGGUCGCCGUGGUGGCCGCAAGUCUGGCGCUGACUCAGACUACGAGCAACGGGGCGGACGUCUGGAUGGCGCGCUGGGUGGACGCCAACGAGCGCCUGCCGGGCUCCACAGGGACGCAGCUCAGCAGCUACUUUGCGUGCAUGUUCUUCGCCUGGGCCGGCGCCAGCUUGGUGUUCACGCUGUUCCGAGCCUUCUCCUUCGCGCGAGCGGGCCUGCAGGCCACACGCCGCCUGCACCGCAGCCUGCUCAGCAACCUGUUCACGCUGCCGGCGUCUUUCUUCGACGGCACGCCAACCGGGCGGAUCCUGUGCCGAUUCUCCACGGACCUGGCCCGCCUGGACUUCGACGUCCCUUUCGUCGCCAACAUCUUCGUCGGCGUGCUCUUCUCCCUAAUGGGCAUGGGCGCCGUCCUGAUCUACGGCCAGCCGUCCCUCGUCCUCGCGCUGGCCAGCACGGCCCUCUUCUGGAAGCGCCUGGCGCCCGUCCAGUCACCUCUGGACUGGUACCAGUGGCACAGGCGGCUGUGCAGGGACGUCAAGCGGCUGGAGAGCGCCUCCCUGUCGCCGGUCCUGUCGUCGCUGUCCGAGUGCGCGGAGGGGGCGGCGACCAUUCGGGCGUUCGGCGCCCAGGGGCACUUCGUGCGGAGGUACGAGCUGCUGUGCGGCGCGCACCAGCGGGCGGUGCACAUGGGGACGGGCGCCCAGCUGUGGAUGUCGCUGCGCAUGGACCUCGUGGCGAACGCGCUGACGCUGUUGGUGGUGCUGGCGACGGUGGCGGGCGGCAAUGGCUCGGCAAGCGCGGGCUUUCUGGGCUUGAGCAUGACAUACACCGUUCCGCUCAUUCGAUUGCUCCGGGAACUCGUCAGCACGUUCGCGGACAUCGAGCAGGGCAUGGUGUCUGUGGAGCGCAUCGUGCAGUACGCCGGGCUCAAGGGAGAAGAGGAACUCAGUCCGGACUCGAGGGCGCUGCGGCCGGACGCCGAUUCCUCGGCAGCGGCCGUCCGCUUCUCCGACGUGCACCUGCAGUACGGCCCCCAGGGCGCCCGCGCCCUGAGGGGCCUUUCCAUGGACGUCCAGGCGGGGUGCAAGGUCGUCAUCUGCGGCAGGACGGGCGCGGGCAAGAGCAGCGUCGUGAACGCGCUGCUGCGCCUGGCGGACAUGCAGUCAGGCAGCGUGGCCGUCGACGGGGUGGACGUCUGCGACGCGAGGCUAGAGGACCUGCGGCGGUGCGUGGCUGUGCUCCCGCAGACGCCGUUUGUGUUCGAGGGCAGCCUGCGCAGCAACGUGGACCCCGAGGGGAGGUACGGCGAUGAAGACGUCGGGCGGGCGCUGGAGGAGGUGGGUCUGGCGAGGGAGCUGUCCGCGAAGCCGCGUGGGGGCGGCGGGGGAGCAGAGGCAGCAGGCCGUGACGUCAGGAACGCCCCCGGCGACACCAACCUCCGCGACAUGCUCAACUUCCGCCUGGGACGCGGGGGCCAGGGCAUCUCCGAGGGCCAAAAGCAACUGCUGUGCUUCGCGCGCCUGAUGCUCGCCCGCCCGCGAGUGGUCGUCUUCGACGAGCACACUGCCAGCGUCGACGCCGCCACCGCGGCCAAGAUGUCGGACCUGGCUGAGCGCCACCUGGCGGAUGCGACGGUGAUUCAGAUUGCCCACGAUCUGGAGUGUGUGAGGCGCUGCGACCGCGUGUUCGUGAUGGCCGACGGGGCAGUGGUGGAGCAGGGCGCGCCGGCCGAGCUGUUGAGGGACGCGGGGUCUAGGCUGUCGGGAAUGUUCAAGGCACUGCGGUAG
This is a messenger RNA of Ostreobium quekettii, 3144 nucleotides long. NCBI's taxonomy places the organism in Eukaryota, Viridiplantae, Chlorophyta, Ulvophyceae, Bryopsidales, Ostreobiaceae. The record is from the annotation of a GenBank genome assembly.